GAACCUCCAUCAUUAACUUCAAUAUGCUCUGUUUCCUAGAUUCAUCUCACACUUUCAACAACAACAAUCGACUCAAACCCCCAACUCGCAAUAAUAAGGUUAAAUCUUCACCACUGGAACAAGGUUUCGUUCGACGAUCUGUGGAAUCUAACAAGAACGACUGCGGCGAAGGGGGUUUGACUGUGCUGAAAAACAUCAUCAAUCCGUCACCGUUUUGGGGUCCAAUCGAAUCAUCAAAGGAAUAUGCUUUAUCCCCAUUCGCCAACUGUGUAAUAAUAAUAAUGAAAAUAAUUCAGUCCAUUUGAUGUUGCUUGUUCGUUCAUUACUUUAUUUAUUAUUUGAAAGUUUCAAUUGCGUUCGUCCACUACUUAAUUUCGUCUGAAUUUAGAUGGUUUUGAUUGUCAAGCUUCGAUCUUUGAUGAAAUUAUAGUUUAGUUGAGGCGGUUUUAUGAUUUUUUAGGUGGGAUUUUAAGUGGGUAUUUAGAAAAACUUGAUCUUUAUUGGUUGUGCUCCCAAUUGGUGAAUUUAGAUGAUUUUGGUAGUCAAGCUUCCAUUUUUUAGUGGAGUUAUAGUUCGGUAGAAGCGGGUUUAUGAUUGUUUAUGUGGGAAAGAUUUGAUCUUGUUUAGUUCUGACUUCUGCCCCCCAAUUGGUGAAUUUAGAUCAUUUUGGUAGUCAAGCUUCCAUCUUUGAUUGGAAUUACAGUUCGGUUGAGGCGGUUUUAUGAUUGUUUUUGUCGGAAAUCAAUUGGGUAUUUCGAAAGAUUUGAUCUUGUUUAGUUCUGUCCCCAAUUGGUGAAUAUAGAAAGUUUUGGCAGUCAAGCUUCCAUCUUCAAUUGGAGUUACAGUUCGGUAGAGGCGGUUUUAUAAUUCUUUGGGUGGGAAAUGAAUUGGGUAUUUUGAAAGAUUUGAUCUUGUUUAGUUGUGCCCUCAAUUGGUUUUGAGUGUUAUCAUAGAAUUGUUUGAAUUGGGGAUGUGAUUUUGGUGAGUUUAGUGAAAGAUGUAUGCUGUAGGGAGGUUAGGUAGCUAUAUUAGUCAAGGGGUUUAUACGGUUUCUGGCCCGUUUCAUCCGUUUGGCGGUGCGGUUGAUAUAGUUGUUGUGCAACAACAAGAUGGUAGUUUGAAAUCGUCUCCGUGGUACGUUAGGUUUGGGAAAUUUCAAGGGGUUUUGAAGGCAAAAGUAAGAGUUGUGGACAUUAAUGUUAAUGGGGUUGAUGCUGGAUUUCAUAUGUAUUUGGAUCCACGCGGAGAGGCAUACUUUCUAAGAGAGGUUGAUUCAGAAGAAGCAGAAGCAGCUUCCUCAUGUUCGUCUAAAAGUGUGAAUUAUGAGUUUGAUCGGUGUAAUUCGGCUCGUGAUGUGAGUAACGGUGCGCUUGUGUCUAGAACCGACUCGAAACGGUCUAGGAUUUUGGGGUUUGUUCUAGGAAAGAGGUCCAUGAAAGAAGAGAAUGGUUCAAAUAUUGGUAGAAAGACGUCACUCGAAACUGCUGAGAUUGCUGCCGAUCUAUUGGAAAUGAAGUGGUCAACGAAUCUUUCAUCAAGAACUGAUAGUGGUGAGAUUAUGGGUGGAAGAUUGGAGGCAAGUUUGGUUUUGCAUGAGGAACACUUUGUAAAUACGUUGGAGGAUUCGCGGGUUGAUCAUGAGGUGCCUCCCAUGGAGGUUGAUGAAACUGUGGUUACCGAUGAUGUUAGUUGUGUAAGUAAAGAUAUUGACGAGAGCUCAAGAACUCAGAUAGAUGAUACUAAAGAACCAGAAGUGGGAUUGAUAACAGGUCAAGGGUCUUUAAAAAUCAUAUCCGAAAGCUAUACCGAAGUUGCAACUGAUCAAGCGGAUGCAUCCAUAGAAGUUUCAUGUCAAAAGAUAGACGAUAAUCUAGAAAAGGAAGUAGACGAAACGAAUGAAAUCAGACCCUUGUUGGAGUCAGAUGGUGACUUUCAAGUAUCUGAACAGUAUGUGGAAGAACAGUUGAUCUUUGGUGAUCUUGAUGAUGCAAAUCCAAGCAUCAAUAAGAUCGAACAUGAAGUCAAACAUGCGGGGAGUGAGUCAACGAGUGUGAUGUACAGUCCAGAUCAACUUACAGUCAGUACCUAUCAAGAACACUCCAAAGAUGAUCUUGAAGGGUUAAUUGGUGAUAUUAGGAAGUGUCCAAGUAAUUUGGAUUUUUCUAGAAGUUGUGAAGUUCCCGAGGCCGAAGAUGGUCGGCACGCAAAAUCCCUUCCCAACAUGUGGUGUCAGUUUGAUGAUCCCGUUCCAGAUAAUCACGAUGAUCCGCAAUCUGACCGUUCUGUUGGCAAAUUGAAAGCGUCAAAAUGGGAUUUGCUCAGGGACGAUGCUUCAAGGAUUAAAAAAGCAAACGUGGGGAAAGAAUUAGCACCAAAUGCAGAUAGUUUGCCAAAUGAUCUUAAAGACGGUAGCAUUGCUAGUGGUGGUCCUCCGGGCAUUGGGGAUGGUGGCAGUGGCAGGUGGAGAAUGUGGCCAUUUAGAAGAUUGGGAAGUAAAAAUGUUUCCGAGAACGGUAAAAAGGAUUCUGAUGUCAGUGCUGUAGCAGAAACUAAUGUUGACACUGUAGCAGAAACUAAUGUUGAAAAAGAACGCUGUUCGCCAAAAUCUAACAAGAAGCAAAUACGGACACUUACUCCGACUCCAGAGCAGCUAGCUUCUUUGAAUCUAGCAGAAGGGCAAAACACAGUAACAUUCACGUUUUCAACAUCGGUGCUAGGGACUCAAAAGGUGGAUGCGAGAAUUUAUUUGUGGAGGUGGGAUACACGUAUUGUGAUCUCAGAUGUUGAUGGAACAAUCACCAAAUCGGAUGUUCUUGGACAAUUCAUGCCUUUGGUUGGUAGAGAUUGGUCACAUAUUGGUGUAACACCUCUCUUUUCGGCAAUUAAGGAAAAUGGAUAUCAAAUGCUUUAUCUAAGUGCUCGGGCAAUUUCUCAGGCAUCUAUUACUAAACAAUUCUUGUUCAACCUUAAGCAGGAUGGGAAGGCAUUGCCUGAUGGGCCUGUAGUUAUUUCUCCUGACGGGCUCUUUCCUUCUCUUUUUCGUGAAGUUAUAAGAAGAGUUCCACAUGAGUUCAAAAUUGCUUGCUUGGAGGAUAUCAAGGUUUGUUUUCCAUCCGAUAGGAAUCCGUUCUAUGCUGGUUUUGGAAAUAGACACACAGAUGAGUUUAGUUACCUAAAAGUCGGCAUACCCAAGGGAAAAAUCUUCAUUAUCAAUUCUAAGGGUGAGGUUGUUAUAAAUCGAAGCAUUGACUCAAGAUCAUAUUCUUCACUCCAUUCGCUUGUCAAUCGCAUUUUCCCCCCAGUAUCUGGGCAUGAAGAGCAGGAGGAUUAUAACUCGUGGAACUUCUGGAAGCUUCCACCUCCGACCAUCGAGUGAUUUAAGAGGCGCCAUGAGAAUGUAAUUACACACUUUUCUUCCCAUAUCCGUAGAACGUAUAUAAACAGAAUUAUUCAAGUAGCAAACAUUGAACGUUGUGAUCAGUGAUCACCGAUCACUUCCAUUCAUUAUAUUUAAAGUGCAUAUGUAUAUCUUCCGGAACUCUUGUUAUUUACACAAUAGCAUGGUAUGAUUCUUAAGACCCAA
Molecule: messenger RNA, 3583 nt
Organism: Helianthus annuus (common sunflower)
Lineage: Eukaryota; Viridiplantae; Streptophyta; Magnoliopsida; Asterales; Asteraceae
Product: phosphatidate phosphatase PAH2
Exons: 10
Coding region: 998-3376 (792 amino acids)
Molecular function (GO): phosphatidate phosphatase activity
Source: RefSeq, a predicted model, not a curated record